UGUCACUUCUGACAGUGACAUUUCGGCUCUCAAUUUUUCAUGAAAGUUUAAAAAUGUUUUUCUCAAUAUUAUUUCGAUUUAGAGCCUUAAUUUUAAUAUUUAUUAUAAAUUCUGUGUCACAAUGUUAUUCCAAUGAUAUAUUGGGAUGCGGCGGAUUCGUUAAAAGUCACGCAAGCUUGGACUUUUCGAAAAUAGAGAUUGGUUUAUACACUAAAGAAGGAAGUCUUAAAGAGAAAACUGAAUGUGCACCGACCAACGGUUACUACUUUCUACCUUUAUACGAAAAGGGAGAGUACGUUUUAAGGGUCCAUCCACCAGCAGGAUGGAGUUUCGAACCUUCAGAAGUUGAACUCCUAAUAGAUGGUGAAACUGAUCAAUGUUCUACUGGCGAAGAUAUCAACUUUGUGUUCAACGGGUUUGGUAUAACGGGCAGAGUGAUUACGGCUGGGCAGAAACAGGGCCCAAGUGGAAUAAAUGUACAGUUGGUGAAUGAAAAAGGUGAUGUAAGAAACACUGUGACUACUGUGGGUGGGGAUUUUCACUUCACCCCUGUUAUUCCCGGGAAGUAUGUUGUGAAGACAACUCAUCCCAGGUGGAAACUAGAUCCUGCUCAGACAGUGGUUCAAGUCAAGGAGGGCAACACAGCCCUGCCCUUGGGCUCGCUCAGUGUAAAGGGCUAUGAUGUGUCUGGAUCUGUUACAUCCUUUGGAAGCCCUAUCUCGGGAAUUUAUGUUCUGCUCUAUUCUAUAGAGGAGAACCCUAAAUACCGAGUAGAAGGGUGCAAGACAGCCCUCUUGCAAGGUGUACCAGACUCUCCCAUCUGCCACUCCAUCACUGAUGCUGCUGGGGAGUUCAAGUUUGGCCUAGUUCCUGCAGGAAAUUAUAAACUCCUGGCAUUAUCCAAGUCGCCAGGACAAGCUGCCAUCACUUAUAAUAUCAAGCCAGAUGCAGUGCCAUUCACUGUGAAACAUGACAGCUUGUAUAUCAAGAAUGCUUUCGAGGUAAGUGGGUUCAUAGCAGUUGGUUCAGUGCUGACCGGCGCCGGCGGCAGUGGUAUAUCAGGCGUCAGGGUGUCAAUGGGAGGUCAGCCCAUUGGAACAACUGAUGAAGCGGGGAAAUUCACCUUGACUGGGUUGAAACCUGGGACGUUCACACUUAACUUCCAACACGCACAGUGCGAGUUCGAUGAGUUGCCAGUGACGGUGACUGCUGGCGGAGUGAGCACUCCGCUCCGCUCUAUUGCGGCUCGCUGGAAAGUGUGCGGCGAGCUAUCCCCGCCGGAGCCAAGAUCUGUGUUGUUGCGGGCCACUAACCGCGGCGCGCCCGACCGCCGCGUGCAGGCCGCGACUGAUGGUAAAUGGUGCACAUUUCUGCCGCCCGGCGUGUACGCCGCUAAAGUGGAAGUCAGCGAACAGGAGCAGAGGGAUGGAUUGCAGUUCUACCCGGAGGAGCAGCAAGUGUCGGUGGGGCGCGGCGCGGUGAGCGGCGUGUCGUUCGGGCAGGUGCGCGCGCGCGUGCGCGGCCGCGUGCUGUGCGACAAGUACUGCGCCGGUCUGCGCGUCGCCUUACGCCCGCUGGCCGCUGACGGCACCUACGCAGGGCCGCCCAGGCACGCGCCCGUUGUCAACGGUGAAUACACGUUUGAGGAGGUGGUGCCCGGCAGCGUGGAAGUUUCCGUCAGCUCUGACAAGCUGUGCUGGGCGGAGUCCGCUCAUAACGUGGCCGUUACACAAGAGCUGCCCCCCGUGCCGGACUUCGAGCUGCACGGGCUCGCUCUAGCCAUUACCGCCACACAUCGCAUGCAGGUGGAAUACCAAAGUAAAACUGCCAACGGUAUACUGUCAGUGCCGGCGGGGUCUAGCCGGCAGUGCGUGCCGCUCGCGGACCAGUACACGCUGACCCCGCGCGGCUGCCACCGCGUACACCCGCCACAGGUCACCAUUAAAAUGGACACUCGAGACGUGCCGAGCGUGUCGUUCGUAGCGACAGCGCACGCGGCGGUUAUCAGGAUAGUCUCCCCGGAGCCAGCAAUGGACGUUGUACUGCAGCUGAGCUCCGACGGGCAGCCUGGGGAGGAUGUGCCAUUGAAGCCGGUGCGGGAGGAAGCCGGCUACGUGUACGAGCAUACGGUGUACUUGGCUGAGGGCGAAGUGACAACAGUGACCCCUCAAUCUUCUCACUUGCUGUUCGCCCCCCGCGGCCCUCAGAGGCUAGUGGGAGGGUCGGAGUGCCAACCACAAGCACUCACGCUGCUCGCCGCCAAAGCACUCACUCUUAAGGGCAGGAUCGUGCCUUCGGUCGCCGACGUCACAGUCACCCUCGAGGGAGAUGAUGUCAAACUGAGCCAAAUCACGGGGGAAGACGGCGUGUACAGUUUCGGGCCGCUCGACGCGACCAUACAAUACAAGAUCACUGCGGAGAAGGAUUCCUACGUGUUCAACGAGAGAGAGCUAAAUGGUGAUAUCAGAGCUCACAAGUUGGCGGAAAUCACUGUGCAGUUGGUAGACAGUGCGGAUGAUACGCCGCUUGAGGGCGCGUUGGUAUCCGUAAGCGGCGGUUCAUUCCGUCGCAACGUAGCGUCAGGGCCUACGGGCUCGCUGCGCUUCGGCGCGCUGUCGCCCGCGCAGUACUACGUCAAGCCCAACAUGAAGGAGUAUCGCUUCGAGCCUCCGCACUCCAUAGUGCCCGUCGAGGACGGACGCACGCACCGACUGGUCUUCAAGGGAGUACGCGUGGCGUGGUCGGCGCUCGGUCGCGCCGUGUCUCUAGGGGGCACGGGCGUAGGACGCGUGCCCGUGCGAGCACGCGCCUCGCCGGAGUACGCGGCGCGCUGUCCUCAACAAGACGCCACUACCUCGCCCAACGGAGACUUUAGAAUCCGCGGCCUGCUACCCAACUGCGUGUAUCUGAUAGAGCUAAAAGAGUCCACAGAGCAGGAGCUGAUGGGCAUCGAGCUCGCCAAAGCGCCGCCGCCGCUAGAAGUAAAAGAGAAAGACAUCGAGAACAUCCGCCUGAUAAUAAUUCAACCUAACCAACUAACAGACACCAACGUUCUAAUCCACACCCCCAACAUAGACCAUUACAAGACCCUGCGCCUCACCCUCGCUCUGGAGGCGACCCCCCAUUCCUCCCUCUACUCCACUAAACUGGAUCCAACCGGUUACAACCAGCACAACAACCCGGGGCUGAUGCACGUCAUGCCGCGGCUACCCGCCGACAACAAGACCUACGUACUUCAGUUGGAGUCGUCUCUAUCUAAAGUGACGCAUUCGUACGGCGAGCAUGUCUACUACUUCAAUUCUGAUGGAAAAUUCCGCCAUUUUGACAUCGAUUUUGUGCCAAAAGUAAAGUCAUCUGAACAAGAACUCCGCCAGAGUUCCCUGCUAGUGUUACCCCUGCUAGCGGCUCUAGGCCUCCUGUAUACGCAACGGCACCGCCUACCCAAUCUCAGGCCGGACGCCAUCAAACGAGUGUCUAGGAAGAAGGCGCAGUAACCAUUACUAGUGAUAAGUUAUAACUUGAAUGCCUUCGAGGCAAGAGUGUAUAGAACUUCUAGGCAAGUACGCUCCAAUCUAGACCUCAUUGCUCUGUUUCUCAGGCAUGAUUGUCGUCAAGCGCAAGCCUAUCUCACUAUUAAAAAAAACCUAAAAGAGUUAAUAUAAACAUAAACAAUUUGUGUAGAAGGUUUUUUUAGUCAAACUGAACAAAGAAAUAUUCGUUUUAUAUCGCGUAGCCUGUUAUUAAAAGACAAAUGCCUCAAUAGCUCAAAGUUUUAAAGGGGCUAGCUGAAAACCGAAAGGUCAUGGGUUCAGAUUCACAUUGAGGUCAUGACUACUUAGCUCGACUCCCUGAAUAAGAUAUGAUUAAGGAAUUGAAGUGGACUAGAGAUACGUGUUCAGCAGACUAAUUAGAUUUUAUAGAUGACUCAAAAAUUUCCGAGUCUGGUGAACACAUCUCCGCUCCGCUUCAGUUCAGUAGACAGGUACCCUAAGCCCCCUCGAAAACUAUUGAAUCAGUAUGACAAUAACAAUUAGUCAGUAAAGUAUCAAAUCAAUUAUUAUUUUAAAUUUUAAUCUGUAUAGUUUCAUUUAAAAUGAAAUGAUUUUAAUUUAUUUUAACAUUCCAUUUUGGAACCUGCUGACUACACAACUUUUUUUUUAAUUUGAUAAAAUUGAAUGUUAGAACAAUGAUAUAUAUUUAUAAAUUAAAUGAAUGUAAUGUAAUAAUGUAUUUCAAAACGAAUUAUUAUGAUUUAUGAAGUGAAUGAAGUAAUUAUUAUUUAUUGUUGAUGUAAGUGAUUUUUGUGAAAUUUUUGUUAGUGUGUUGUGAUGGUAAAAGUAUACAAUAGAUUUAUGUGUGAAGGCAAAUAAAUGAGGAUUGUUUAUAAA
This is a messenger RNA of Maniola jurtina (meadow brown), 4388 nucleotides long. RefSeq names its product nodal modulator 1. The record is from RefSeq and is a predicted model, not a curated record. Gene Ontology annotation, molecular function: carbohydrate binding. The coding region runs from base 54 to 3494 and encodes 1146 amino acids. The transcript has 18 exons. Lineage: Eukaryota; Metazoa; Arthropoda; Insecta; Lepidoptera; Nymphalidae. Gene Ontology annotation, cellular component: endoplasmic reticulum membrane.